Messenger RNA from Jaculus jaculus (lesser Egyptian jerboa), 2152 nucleotides. RefSeq names its product neurensin 1 (gene Nrsn1). The record is from RefSeq and is a predicted model, not a curated record. Gene Ontology annotation, cellular component: transport vesicle; neuron projection; neuronal cell body. NCBI's taxonomy places the organism in Eukaryota, Metazoa, Chordata, Mammalia, Rodentia, Dipodidae. The transcript is spliced from 4 exons. The coding region runs from base 210 to 797 and encodes 195 amino acids. Gene Ontology annotation, biological process: nervous system development.
CUGUCCAUCACGCGCAGGCUGAGCUCGUUGCAGGAGGAGCGGCGGCGGCGGCGGCGGCGGCGGCGAUGGGACCCCAGCGAGAGAUCUGCGGCUAGACGGCUGCACUUGCUCCACGGGUCAGGCGAUCGAAGGCAGGGUUGGAGAAUGUGCUGCUGAGAAAGGUCAAAGGAUAAGCAAGCAGAAACAAGGAGGCCAUCAGAGCUGGGAAGAUGGCUUCUUGCGGCCACACCUGUGGGUCCAAACAGAGCCAGGCUGCCGGUGAGGGCGGGCACCAGCGCUACGGAGUGCGGUCCUACCUGCACCAGUUUUACGAGGACUGUACCGCCUCCAUCUGGGAGCACGGGGACGAUUUCCAGAUCCAGAAAUCACCAAACAGGUGGAGCUCCGUGUUCUGGAAGGUCGGACUCAUCUCAGGCACCGUCUUCGUGGUCCUGGGGUUGACUGUGCUGGCGGUGGGCUUUCUCGUGCCCCCCAAAAUCGAAGCCUUUGGAGAAGCUGACUUUGUGGUGGUCGACAAGCAAGCAGUGCGCUUCAACGGAGCCCUCGACUUGUGCAAGCUGGCGGGGGCCGUGCUGUUCUGCAUCGGGGGCACGUCGAUGGCAGGGUGCCUGCUGAUGUCCGUGUUCGCAAAGAGCUACUCCAGAGAGGAGAGGUUCCUUCAGCUGAAGUUCAAGGAGAGACUCGCAGACCUCAAGUCCCACACGCAGCCGGUCACGAGAGCUCCGGGCCCGGGGGAAACCAAGAUUCCAGUCACUCUAUCCAGGGUUCACAAUGUCCAACCUCUGUCGGCCACCUGAAACCUUCCCCACCUCCGCUGGCCCCUCUCCGACUCACACACACCCUGACAAAAGACGAAGCCAGUUUCUGAGGCAACAAACAAGGGUUUGGCAACUUAGGCAUGCCCAGAGCCGUGUUUGGCCAAGGGCAGUGACACGGGAGCUCAGGUGUGCUUGGUUCAGGUGACUCGUGGGUGCCUCUCGCCGACCCGUGCGCUGGCAUCAGACGCUGUAGACGGGGUUGGUGGGCCUCUCUGGAGCUCCCCCUUUUCAGAUCUCGUGACUUCGUGUUCAUUGUCUGUGUUACGUGGAAGCACUGAGCAGUUUAGACCAACCUCCCGGUGGUCCUCGUGGGCCCAUUUCACUAAUACUAGUUCUCCUAAUCCCGCCCGUGGUGCUGCCUCCCAUGCCCGUCUCUGUGUGUAAGGUACAAUUGUGCACCCAUAGAAACACCCAGGUCCCCGAUUUUCAGCCCACCAUUGGUCUUUCAGCCGGCGUCUUAACACCAGAUGCCUGAGACUGGACGCAAAUGUCUCAGCGUCCACAUGCACCUCUCUGUUUUCUCAAGAUUUUAGUUUAGGCCCCGGCGUGAGUGAUGCACGCUUUUUAUCCCAGCACUCGGGAGAUGAGGUAGGAGGAUCAAUGUGAGUUUGAGGUCAGCCUGAGACUGAGUUCCAGAUCAGUCUGUGUUACAGCGAGACUCACCUAGGACCACCCCCUCCUCCAGAAAAAAACAGUAAUAUCAGGGCCAUAUGCUUAUGAAGUAUGUGAAAAUACUAAGGCAGAAGCCAAGACGUCUGAGUUCCUACUACCAUCCCUGCCGUGUAACUUUACUGAAACAGUUUGUUACCCGAGCCUCAGUUUACCCAUCUGCAGAACGAGGUAGGGAGGACCCCCUUGCUCUGGUGAGUGGAGAUUGUUUUUCUCAGUCUUGCAUCAUUGAGUCUCUCCCCCAAAGGUGUUUUGGAUGGCCUUGUCUUGAGAUUUUUUUUUUUUUUUUUCAGAAUUGGACUCUUAAAAAGUUGUUGGUUCUGCAGGCUUCACACAGUCUACUCUUAGAUACCCUAACCCGAGCACUUAAUGCGAUGCUGUCCCUUUUUUACAGACCAGAGUGAGCCACCCUCAAGCGAGGAGGCUUUGGGGUAGACGGUAACCCGGGCUGAUGGGAACUAAGACGAAACCUUGAGUUUCGUUCCAACAAGAUGCCUCUCGUCCCUUGUGCUUUUAUUUAAUCUGCAGAUUUAAGUUUGACUGAGGAACCUGAACGGUGUGACCGUGGCAUUCUCAGAAUUUGUGCCACCUUAGGAUUUUGUCUCUCUUUUUUUUUUUAGAAAAAAAAAAAAAGAAAGAAAGAAAGAAAAAAAUUUCUUCCUUCA